Sciurus carolinensis (gray squirrel) is the source of this 675-nucleotide messenger RNA. It is a transcript of the gene C4H12orf57, whose product is annotated as chromosome 4 C12orf57 homolog. Lineage: Eukaryota; Metazoa; Chordata; Mammalia; Rodentia; Sciuridae. Gene Ontology annotation, biological process: post-embryonic development. The record is from RefSeq and is a predicted model, not a curated record. Bases 219 to 599 code for a protein of 126 amino acids. The transcript has 3 exons.
UCACAUGAUCUGUACAUAAAAACAGGAUUGUUGUUUCUAGUUACAUGUUGUCGGAAUUUUGUGGGUGCUACAAUUAAGUCUACGUUGAGACUUCCGGCUACGGAUGAUGCCACUUCCUUUCCGCCUCUUUCAGCCUUGAGAACUGCUUUAGGAGGUGGCUUGCUUCUCUGGGUUGUUUUAGUUUUAUAUUUUGCUGCACGUGCAGCUUUCGUCCUUCUAUGGCGUCCGCCGCGGCCCAACCCGCGCCUCUGAGCGCGGAGCAGGCCAAGGUGGUCCUGGCGGAAGUGAUCCAGGCGUUUUCGGCCCCGGAGAACGCCGUGCGCAUGGAUGAGGCUAGAGACAAUGCAUGCAACGACAUGGGCAAGAUGCUGCAAUUCGUGCUGCCCGUGGCCACGCAGAUUCAACAGGAGGUUAUCAAAGCCUAUGGCUUCAGCUGCGACGGGGAAGGUGUCCUUAAGUUUGCUCGCUUGGUUAAGUCCUAUGAAGCCCAGGAUCCUGAGAUUGCCAGCCUGUCAGGCAAGCUGAAGGCUCUGUUCUUACCACCCAUGACGCUGCCGCCCCAUGGGCCUGCUUCUGGUGGCAGCGUGGCUGCCUCCUGAGAGUUGGCCUUUCCCUGUGCUGCUGCAGGGGAGAGGAAGACCUCAGGUGUUUCAGAGGACAAUAAAUGUGCCUGUG